Molossus molossus (Pallas's mastiff bat) is the source of this 1374-nucleotide messenger RNA. RefSeq names its product nuclear envelope integral membrane protein 1 (gene NEMP1). The record is from RefSeq and is a predicted model, not a curated record. Bases 1 to 1359 code for a protein of 452 amino acids. NCBI's taxonomy places the organism in Eukaryota, Metazoa, Chordata, Mammalia, Chiroptera, Molossidae. The transcript is spliced from 10 exons. Gene Ontology annotation, cellular component: nuclear envelope.
AUGGCGGGAGGAAUGAAAGUGGCGGUCUCUCCUGCAGUUGAUGCCGGGCCCUGGGGCGGGCGGACGGGUUGCGGUGGGGCAGUGCGGCUGCUCCUGGUUCUCUCUAGCUGCUUCGUCUGCGGCACAGCUAAAAUUGACGUAAAAGUGGUCACACUUCAGGAAUCUCGAGUUUAUAAUAUGAUUACCAGACAACAAUUCUGUUAUGAAAAUGUGCUUAUCCCAAAGUGGCACGAUAUAUGGACACGGAUACAGAUCCGGGUAAAUAGUUCCAAACUGGUGCGAGUUACCCAGGUGGAGAAUGAGGAGAAGCUGAAGGAACUAGAGCAGUUUAGUAUCUGGAACUUUUUUUCCUCUUUUUUAAAAGAGAAAUUGAAUGACACCUAUGUUAACGUGGGUCUGUACAGCACAAAAACCUGCCUCAAAGUUGAGAUUAUAGAGGAAGACACCAAGUACAGUGUCACUGUGACCCGCAGAUUUGACCCCAAACUCUUUCUCGUUUUCCUCCUUGGACUUAUGUUAUUUUUUUGUGGAGAUUUACUGAGCAGAAGCCAAAUCUUCUACUAUUCUACUGGGAUGAGUGUGGGAAUUGUGGCCUCUCUGCUAAUCAUCAUUUUUAUACUGUCCAAGUUUAUGCCCAAGAAAAGUCCCAUUUACAUCAUCCUGGUGGGAGGCUGGUCCUUUUCGCUGUACCUCAUUCAACUAGUUUUUAAAAAUGUACAGGAGAUCUGGAGGUGUUACUGGCAGUAUCUUUUAAGCUAUGUCCUUAUAGUUGGAUUCAUGAGUUUUGCAGUCUGUUACAAGUAUGGGCCCUUGGAGAAUGAACGAAGUAUCAACCUGCUGACCUGGACCUUGCAGCUGAUGGGACUAUGUUUCAUGUAUUCUGGUAUCCAGAUACCACAUGUUGCCCUUGCCAUUGUCAUCAUUGCUCUGUGUACUAAGAAUGUGGAGUACCCUAUUCGGUGGCUGUACAUCACCUACAGAAAGAUGUGUAAGGCAACAGAAAAGACUGUCCCCCCUCGUCUCCUGACAGAAGAAGAGUAUCGGAUACAAGGAGAGGUGGAGACCCGAAAGGCUUUAGAGGAGCUUCGAGAAUAUUGUAGCAGUCCAAACUGCUCUGCUUGGAAGACUAUUUCUCGAAUCCAGUCUCCAAAGAGAUUUGCUGACUUUGUGGAAGGUUCUUUUCACCUUACACCAAAUGAGGUUUCUGUCCAUGAGCAGGAGUAUGGAUUAGGAAGCAUUAUUGCCCAGGAUGAAAUCUAUGAAGAAACAUCCUCUGAGGAGGAGAACUCAGAUUCUCGGACACGUGUGAGUAAAUUCUUCACGGACAUAAGCAUUGUGGAGAUAGCGCCAGACUCCUGAGAAUUCUGCUGGAAU